UUUAAUAAUUGAAAAAUGAAUUCAAUUUGCAUUCAAUUUGUGGUUUUGUCUCUCACUCUGUCUUAUGUGAUGUGUGACAGAAGUGAAGACAUCGAGUGUCUGAAGAGUGGUUCCAAUGCAUUGAAUGGUCAGUCAGACCAACAACUCUAUGAUUUGACUCAAAAGAAUCUGUUGACCGGAGAAGACAUGGUUCUGAAGAGAGCAGCCAUUGCUAAACAGAGUGGUCUUCCCUGUUAUGACCAGUUCUACCAGAAGUACACCAAAGGAUUGGAAGCAAUCUUCUUGGGAUCCAAUGAAACCAAACGACUCGAUGGCGCCGACAGUCCACAGGAGAGAUCGGAUGCCAUGAAAGCCAUUGCCGGCAUAACUCAGGCCGUGAUAUGCGAUGAGAAGUGGAGAGCCGUUCACUUCAACGACACCAUCAAAGAGGCCGAGUGUUCAGCACUCGAGUCGACAGUAGUUCUCGAUUUAGUCGACUUUAAGCCAAAACUGGCGGCUCUUGAAAGCGGUCUCUGUUUUGGAUCAUUGGCUGCGAAGUUGAAGAAUAAAGUGAUGUCCGGAGUGUUGAGUGAAAUUACUAAACUUUAUGGACAACUGUAUACA
This is a messenger RNA of Oppiella nova, 603 nucleotides long. The record is from the annotation of a GenBank genome assembly. NCBI's taxonomy places the organism in Eukaryota, Metazoa, Arthropoda, Arachnida, Sarcoptiformes, Oppiidae.